AUGGCGUCCUUAGUUGCCGAUUACGGAACCUCGUCUGGAGACUCCUGGUCAGACAGCGAUACUGGUGACACAAAUAAUCAAAACCCAGUGAUACAUGCGAGAGAAGAGGAUGGUGUGAAUUUAUUGACUAAUGUUAACAGCAGUAGUAGUGAUGCUGAUGAUGAUGGGGAUACAACAGAAUUAUUUACCAGGACUGAGGAGCCACCAAAAUUACCAUUACCAGACAUUUUUAUUGGAUCAUCAACGACUUCACUGCAAGGAAGCUCAUCAGUAUUUGCGAAUCCAUUUAAGGACAAAGAAGAUGCCAAGGCUUCCAUAUUGGAACAACAUGUAAAGAUGAGUACAGUUGUUGAGAAAAAUGAAGCAAAAAACAAAAAAACAUGCUACAAAUUUUUAAAAGGGAAAUGUCGGUUUGGUGAUAAGUGCAAAUUUUCGCAUGGUUCUAAACCUCCUCCAAAUGCACCCAAUGUGGGUGUGCGACAUGCUGUGCAAGUUCACGGCACUCAAGACUUUAAUACUAAUGAAGAAGAGGUCGAUGAAGAUACACAAACAUUGAAAAGAAAACACAAAUCAGGAAUCGGUAACACGUUAGUUCCACCAAAGAAGGCUAUGAAAGCCUAUCAGAAACAACAGAUAGUUGAAAAGCCCUGGAUGAAAGAAAGAUGA
Messenger RNA from Saccoglossus kowalevskii, 666 nucleotides. RefSeq lists its product as uncharacterized. NCBI's taxonomy places the organism in Eukaryota, Metazoa, Hemichordata, Enteropneusta, Harrimaniidae. The record is from RefSeq and is a predicted model, not a curated record. Gene Ontology annotation, molecular function: metal ion binding.